Messenger RNA from Polistes dominula (European paper wasp), 3307 nucleotides. It is a transcript of the gene Prp40, whose product is annotated as pre-mRNA processing factor 40. Lineage: Eukaryota; Metazoa; Arthropoda; Insecta; Hymenoptera; Vespidae. Gene Ontology annotation, cellular component: U2-type prespliceosome; U1 snRNP. Gene Ontology annotation, biological process: mRNA cis splicing, via spliceosome. Gene Ontology annotation, molecular function: RNA binding; protein binding. The record is from RefSeq and is a predicted model, not a curated record.
UUGAUUAUUGUUAUAACAAUAUUUAUUACAUCUUGUAAUGGCAUCAAAUGAUGGAAUUCCACCUCCUGCUGCGGUACCUGGAUUUCCACCAGCAGCACCUAAUAUGACGCCUGGUUUCGUACCACCAAUUAUGCCUGCAGCAUCAUUUAUUGCAUCUCCUAGUUUACCACCUGGUCCACCAGGUAUAAUGCCACCGCAGUUUUCUAUUCCACCACCUGGUUUUAGUUUUCCAAUAACUGCUGCUCCUGCACCAGAAGCCGGAGUAAUAGCAGCACCACCACAAAUAACAGCGCCAGGACUUCCUCCUCCAACUCCAUUAGCUAGUGAUACCCCAUCGGGUAUACCUGUGUCUUCAGAGAAAAAAUCAGAUUGGACCGAACAUAAAGCUCCAGAUGGUCGUACUUAUUAUUAUAAUAGUAUUACUAAACAAUCUUUAUGGGAAAAGCCAGAUGAAUUGAAAACCCCGAGCGAAUUAAUGUUAUCGCAAUGUCCAUGGAAAGAGUAUAAAUCAGAAAAUGGAAAAAUAUAUUAUCAUAACGUAACUACUAAAGAAUCUAGAUGGACUGCUCCUCCAGAAUUAGAAGAAUUAAAAAAUAGAAUUGCUGCUGAAGAGGCUGCAGCUGUUGCAGCUGCGGUAGUUGCUAGUGCUACAAAUACAAUAGUUCCAGUAGCUAUACAACAUUUGUCUCCAAAUAUUAGUACUUUAUCGCAAACAAGCACUCCUGAACCUGGAGGAAAAUCUGCAAUCGAACAAGCUAUGGCUGCAACACUCGCAGCAAUAAAUAUUCCAACACCACCUACAAAACCAGAUGAAGAUAGUAAUUCUGCGAAAGGAUCAGCAAAUGAUAGUCGGACUAGUACUCCUGAACCCAAAAUGAUGUUCAAAGAUAAAAAAGAAGCAAUAGAAGCAUUUAAAGAAUUAUUGAAGGAAAGAGAUGUGCCAUCUAAUGCUACAUGGGAGCAAGCAGUAAAACUUAUUCAAAAUGAUCCAAGAUAUCCACAAAUGAAAAAAUUAAACGAACGUAAACAAGCAUUUAAUGCAUAUAAAACGCAGAAGCUCAAAGAGGAACGGGAACAAGAAAGAUUAAGAUUAAAAAGGGCUAAAGAAGAUUUAGAACAGUUUUUGUUGGAAAAUGAAAGAAUGACAAGUACUACGAAGUAUUAUAAAUGCGAAGAAAUGUUUGGCAAUUUAGAACUGUGGAGAGCAGUGGGAGAUCCGGAUAGAAGAGACAUUUACGAGGAUGUUAUAUUUAAUUUGGCAAAACGUGAAAAGGAAGAAGCUAAACAAUUAAAAAAACGAAAUACCAAAAGGCUUUCCCAUGUUUUAGACUCAAUGACAGAUGUAACGUAUAGAACUACGUGGCAAGAAGCACAAGCAUUGCUCUUGCAACAUGCAGCCUUUGCGGAAGAUGCAGAUUUACUUGAAAUGGACAAAGAAGAUGCUUUGUUAGUAUUUGAAAAUCAUAUUCGACAUUUGGAAAAGGAUGAAGAAGAAGAAAAAGAGCGAGAGAAAAAGAGAAGAAAAAGACAAGAAAGAAAAAAUCGUGAUGGUUUUAUUAGUUUAUUGGACGAACUUCAUGAACAAGGAAAAUUAACAUCUAUGUCUCUUUGGGUAGAGCUUUACCCAAUGUUAUCCGCAGAUUUACGUUUUUCGGUUAUGUUAGGACAGCCAGGAUCAACUCCUCUUGAUUUAUUCAAAUUUUAUGUCGAAGAUUUAAAGUCUAGGUUUCACGAUGAAAAGAAAAUUAUUCGUGAAAUUCUUAAAGAUAAAAAUUUUGAGGUACAAGUCAGUACAACUUUCGAAGAAUUUGCAACGGUUGUUUGUGAAGAUCGAAAGUCUGCCACUUUGGACGCAGGAAACGUUAAAUUGACGUACAAUUUGCUUCUCGAAAAAGCCGAGGCACGGGAGAAGGAACGAGUUAAAGAGGAAACGCGUAAAUUCAAGAAAUUAGAGACGAGUUUUAAAAAUUUAUUGAAAACCAUUAGCGUAGAUUAUCAGAUGACGUGGGAAGAUGUGAGAAAUAAAUUGGAAGAGGAGCCUGAUUUUAAAGCGAUAACAUUAGAAAGUGAGAGAAUACGUAUUUUUAAGGAUUAUCAACACGAGCUUGAAGAAAGUUGUAGUCAUCAUCAUAUAAGAAGUAAAAAGAAAAAAACCAAAAAGAAGAACCGAAAAUCCCGAUCUCGAUCGCAUAGUGAGUCUGAAUGCAGUGAUAAAGGAUUUAAAAAGAAACAACGCAAAUCGCGUUCCGCAAGUAUAGCCAGCAAAUCAGAAAGUUCCGAAUCCGAUACGAGAAAGACGAAAAAAAAGAAGAGUAAAAAGAAGAGAGGUCGAAGUCAUUCCCGUUCUCACUCAAGAUUACCGUCUUCCGAAGAAUCUCCGGAGAGAAGGCGGAAAGAGGAAAAACACAGAAGACCAUCUGUUCAUAGCGAAGAAUCCAUUAACGAAAAUACGGAACAUCAUGAACUUUCCGAAGACGAAUUAGAAAAACAAAGAGCGCAACUUCUUCGAGAAUUGCAAAUGCAACAAGAAGACAAUUAAUUCAUAUAAGGAGAUAAAUAAAAUAAAGGUUUUGUUUAUAAUUAUCUAUUAGAUUUAUGAUAUUUCCGUCAAAUUUACUUUCUAUGCAUAUAUUAUUAAUUUCUAAUAAAUAGAAAUUCUUUCACAAGAAUAUAUUGAUACACAUAUGCAUACAUAUACAGGGUGGACCAUAUAAAGAAGAAGACGCAAAUACUUUUUUGUUUAUAAUUAUAUCCAACAAUUUCAAAGGAAAAAGUUGCAUUAUAACCUUGAAGUCUAUUUAAAAUUGACCUUGAAAGAAAAUUCUUUCAACCAUUAGAUUUCCCUUUGCAAUAGUAUUACGUUUUUCUAUGAAAUUUUUUAAUACCAUUGUAAAUAAAGAAGCUAUUCAAAGUGGUCAGAGUUAUUAUCCCACCUUGUAUAUAUAUAAGGAAAUAUAUUUAAUUCAUUGACUAAUCUAUUGAAUUUCGCAUAGCAACCCUUAACAGUAUUAAUCAAAUGUAAGUAUAUAUGUACUUACAUUACUAUGUAUUGUAUAUAUAUAUAUAUAAUAGAUAAGUGUAGAUAGAAUACUGAUAAGGAAUGCCCCUAUUCGUUUGCUUUUAUUGUUUCACUUUGUUAUAUUUUUGCAUGCCAUUAGGCGCAAUUUUCUUUUCUACAUGGGUAACCAAAGUUGUAUAUUUAUGGGAUAUACGAAUAGUGCGGUAGUGCUGAGUCUCACAGAACAUUAAACAUUAAAUAAAGAAAAUCAAUUAAUGUUUUUAUUUUUAAUUAUCAUAUAAGUUAAUA